Colletotrichum graminicola M1.001 is the source of this 2127-nucleotide messenger RNA. RefSeq lists its product as uncharacterized. The record is from RefSeq and is a predicted model, not a curated record. The coding region runs from base 1 to 2127 and encodes 708 amino acids. The transcript has 2 exons. Lineage: Eukaryota; Fungi; Ascomycota; Sordariomycetes; Glomerellales; Glomerellaceae.
AUGCCGGGUAACGGGACUCAAGGCCGGGCUGUCGCCUCCAGACAAUCCGUGUGCCCCGGGUGCUAUAACCUAGAUCGGGACCGUUUAACCGUGUCGUCCUCGCCCAACCAGUUUCCGACACUGUCACGCAAGCUCAAGCAGCUUGUCAGAGCCGGCAAGAAGGGAUGCCAGAUAUGCUACGCCAUCAAAGUAGGCAUGCUGCUCAUGCUGGGUCUCGACCCUCGCGAGCGAAAGGUCAGGUUCGAUGUGUGUGUCCUCUUUAUCGAACUCAGUGAUAUCGUCAGAGUAUUUGCCGGUGCCAACUACACCGAUCCCCAAGGCAACCUCGUUGGGGAUAAUGUGUCCUUUGAGCUAUUCACCAAACCAGAAAAGCCGUCGCCCUGGCCGGCCUUCGGCCCGGCCAACGAGAUUACUCCGACGUUGCACUCCAGGCGUCGGCAAAAGAUGAUGCGUGGCUGGAUCGAGAAGUGCACUGCGUCGCACCCAACCUGCCGCGCCGUCCAAGGCUCGGCUCCCAGGCGAUGCCUAGACCUAGGCAAGGAUCCACGAAAUGGUGUCAAGCUGGUUGAUACUUCCGCCUCUCCCGGACCUUAUGUCGCCAUCAUGCACGGCGUUGCCGGUCCCUUGCCGGUCCCCUGUUCCUUUACCACCGCUGAGAACCUUGAGGAGCGUCAGAGGCGCAUAGCAUGGUGGCAGAUCCCGGUCGCCUUGCAAGAAGCCUUGACAGUGGCUAACGAGCAGGGCGUUCGGUACGCUUGGAUCCCCGAUUUUUGCGUCCUUCAUGGCGACGUGGAAGACUACAACUGGCACCUGGACCGCGAAGAUGCCAUCUUCCGGCAUGCGCACUUCACCAUUGCGUUGGCCGGUACCACCGAUCUCAGGCUCAGCAACUUUCGCCCAGUCCGUAAAGCUACCGCCGACGGUACCGACGAAAGGGCCGGGUCCAGGACUAUCCAAAUCAGCCACCAUGGCCGCACCUACCCCAUUCAGGUCCGCCCGAGCAUGCAUUGGAGUUACUGGAUCAUGGCCGACAUCGCCUCUCUGGAACCGAUGGCGACCAAGACUCACCUCUUCGCCCUCAGCCGACACAAGAUGGGCAUCUUGCGGCACGCGCCAUCAUUUCAACGCCUUCUGCUGUCGCCCAGGGUCCUGCAUCUGCACAGGGCUGAGAUGGCAUGGGACUGCCUAGAAGGCUCGGCAUGCGAGUGCGGAGACGAGCAUUACUUGAAUUACCCCGAUAAGCCCUUGCAACCGCUACCGAGAGAAAGGUUCCACACGAUGGGUUGUAUCGAAGACCUCGGCCAUGUGUUGCAGAUGUACAUGAAGCUGCCGCUCUCACAGCCCGACCAGAGGCUAGUUCACAUGACAGGCAUGCUCCGUCACAUCUCCCAGGUCACCGGUAAGCGGUACUGUGCCGCCAUCCCGGCGAGCUCGCCUCGGGAACUGGCGGAGGAGCUGCUGUGGAAUCUCAGCCCGAGCCACGACAUGAAGCCCGUUACCAGAAGCCAUCGCCAUCAUACCCCUUGCAUCCCCACAUGGUCUUGGGCAUCCAUGGUGCUUGCAGACGAUCAGGUCAUUCAAAGCGCCGCAUCAAUUCUAUACGGUGUGACCCUCGCUCCUCUCGUUUUGAGCCCUUCUUUCCACUUCUGGGACGCCAGAUGCACAACGGCACCAGGAAGCUCCGGAGAUGGUCUGCUGGCCAGCGAGUACCAGCUCGAAGUUUCGGCCAACGUGGUGCGAGGAAGGGUACGUGUCCCGCCAGAGCAGUCCAUCUGGAUACGCGGUGCACCACACCUGCUUUUCACACCAGAAACUGCACCUGGCGAGAUACCUUGGAGAACCUGCAGGUUCCAGCUGGAUUGCGAAGGAGUCCUCUCGUCGGUGAAAUCUAGUCAGGGUCCCGUGACUUUCUACUUCAUGUCGCUUGGCGAGAUGACGAUCAAGGAAGCCGCCGUUGACCCGCUGAACAUCGACGAGUCCAUCAGCUACCGCGCAGAUGUCGGUGUCGUCCUUCGUCGCUCCCAGCGGGAUUAUGCGCUCGGAUUCGAGCGGGUCGGUGUUUUCGGGAUACCUAAGGGCUUUUACAGCUUUGCAGACUUUGAUGUGCAACGGCUGGUGCUCGUGUAA